Fomitopsis serialis is the source of this 1602-nucleotide messenger RNA. RefSeq lists its product as uncharacterized. The transcript has 3 exons. Lineage: Eukaryota; Fungi; Basidiomycota; Agaricomycetes; Polyporales; Fomitopsidaceae. The record is from RefSeq and is a predicted model, not a curated record. The coding region runs from base 1 to 1602 and encodes 533 amino acids.
AUGUCCGAUCUCCAGCCUACCCUUCUUUCCCCUUCCCCCGAGGACGCCUCACACGUACAAGUCGUGCCAUCGAGUGCCGGCGACGAUCAUAUUGGUGUCGGUCAGAGUCUUGCCAAUGAACAGAAUGACGUAGGACCGAGUGCCGAUGGGCAGAGCAAUGAUGAAUCCAGUGCCCAUGAAUGGGUUAUCCACAGAUACACCGGAAAACGGACCUUCAGACGCUGGCGGGACGCCCGUUUUCAAGGCACCCUGCCGCUGGCCCUCUCCGCUCGCAUCCCGCUCGAGGUCUUCGAGUUCGUUGUCAACGAGAUGAAUCCCCCCGCAUUGACCGUCGCGGCGCUGGCCUGCACAGCAUGGUACCCUCGAGCAAUGCACAACCUCUACCACACCAUCGUGAUUCGCAGCCGCACAAGCUACAACCUGCUGUUCAAGCAGUGUCACGUAUCACCACGCGUCAAGCAGUGGCUCGCGAGCACAUGCGAGCUGACGGUAGACGAGCAUUGGAUUCACAUUGACGACGAGUACCACUGGGUUGACCUUAUGGCCCAGGAAAAGGGUGAGGACGAAGACGGGAGCGUGGAAUUCCCACAGCGUAGAAACAAGAGCAAUAGCGACAAAUCCUUUUUACCAGCACUACCGUCUGCGCUCGCUGCUCUGAUGCCUCGUGUACGCAUCCUUGACUUCUCCGGUGCAGGACUUCGUUUCAUCCGCACGGACUUCUUCCCCGCCCUGUCGAGGUUCGAGUCUGUCAAGUCGUUGACGCUUUCCUUUUGUGACCUGAACAACGUGACCCAGCUGCGGCGGAUUGUGUCUGCCUUCCCCCAACUUACAGACCUUACGAUGAUGUAUCUUAACUUCGCUCUGCAAGGUGCUGCCAGUCACGCGGGAGCCUCACUACUUCGGUCGCCGUCUCACACUGGCACGCGUCUUCGAUACCUUAACGUCAGCGUGCAUGAUGAACACAUGGCGAUGUUCCUUGACUGGAUGGCGCACUCAGACCUCUGCACCUCACUUGCGGAUCUGACACUCGUGUCAAACAUCCCCCGGGGCUACAUGACAAUUACACCCCUUAACCAACUCCUCGAAAAGGCGGGGGCAUCGUUGACCCGUUUCUACGAGAGGUUCUAUAACGUGUAUCACGGAAACCUGUUUCAAAACACCGCCUUGCAAUCCUUGGACUUCUUGCUGCAUGACAUCAAUCACACGCCCAAAUACCGUGACGAGGGGCCUCAGCGCGCGGCGUGGACCAAAGCAGCAGACGAGUUACACGCCAUAUUCUCCACCGUCCGAAGUCGUCAGCUCGAGCACAUCACGUUCGACGUUUACGUUAACGUCAACGACAGCAUUCUCGAGUCUGAGGAGCUAGGCGCUGUCCUCGAGAAGCUCGACCUGCGGGAUCUGCACGAGGUCAUGAGCCAGCCAUACUUCGACACAUUGAAGGAUGUCAAUGUGGAGAUAGAACUGUCAAAACUGUUGUCUCGGCCCAAUCAGACCAAGUGGCAUGUGGACAGCAUCGGUCAGAAGCUCCAGGCCAUAUUCCAUAGCAUAUUACAGCCAUGGUCUGCGCGUGGCAUGGUCACAGUCACCUGGAGGCGCAUCUGA